AUUGUCUUUGCAGCCUUUAUAACGUGGACCAUUGCAUACAGAUAUCAGAUGUAAAGUGUUUCUUUUGGCCGCGGCGCUCUGGUGCGUGUUUUCUCGCCGCGGAGUGAUCGACUUCUGCAACACGCGAUCUCGGCGCGGCCGCAGCGCUCAUGCCCGCUGUUGAGUCCGGCUGCAGCGGGAGGAUGGACGGCGUGUCGCUGGGUGUGGCGGCCGGCCCGGCCUCGCCGCGUCCCACCUGCAGCACGGACUGCGAGGAGGACACCGUCAACGGAGGGCUGCACACCUUCAACCAGACGCACAUGAGGAAGGCCUUCCAGCUGAUGGACGACCUGCGCAGUAAGAAGAUGCUGUGUGACGUCCUGCUGGUGGCCGGAAGCGUCCAAGUACCGGCGCACAGGGUGGUCCUGGCGGCCUGUAGCCCCUACUUCUGUGCCAUGUUCACAGGUGAUAUGAGUGAGAGCAAAGCCCCCCAGGUGGAGAUCAGAGAGGUGGACGGACAGACCCUGAGGAAGCUCGUUGACUACAUCUACACGGCUGAGAUAGAGGUCACCGAGGACAACGUCCAGGUUCUGCUGCCUGCCGCCAGCCUCCUGCAGCUGACGGACGUGCGUCAGGUUUGUUGUGAGUUCCUCCAGUCGCAGCUUCACCCCACCAACUGUCUGGGCAUCCGAGCCUUCGCUGACCUGCACACGUGCACGCAGCUGCUCGACCAGUCCCACGCGUACGCCGAGCAGCACUUCUUCGACGUGGUGCAGGGAGAAGAGUUCCUGGGCCUUUCUCUGCAGCAGGUGUGCAGCCUCAUCUCCAGCGACAAGCUGACGGUCACCACGGAGGAGAAGGUAUUUGAAGCGAUGAUCUCGUGGAUCAAGUACGACGAGCCGACCCGCCUGGAGCACAUGCCCACCCUGAUGGAGCACGUCCGGCUCCCUCUGCUGUCCAGGGACUACCUGGUCCAGAAUGUGGAGGAAGAAGCUUUGAUCAAGAACAACAACACCUGUAAAGAUUUCCUGAUAGAAGCAAUGAAGUAUCACCUGCUGCCCGCCGACCAGCGGCACCUCAUCAAGACGGACCGGACCCGACCUCGAACGCCCAUCAGCAUCCCAAAGGUGAUGGUCGUGGUGGGCGGCCAGGCUCCCAAGGCCAUCCGCAGCGUGGAGGGUUACGACUUCCAGGAGGACCGCUGGUACCAAGUGGCCGACCUGCCCUCGAGGCGCUGCCGGGCCGGCGUGGUCUCCAUGGCGGGGCGGGUGUACGCCGUCGGCGGCUUCAACAGCUCCCUGCGGGAGCGGACCGUGGACGUGUACGACGGAGCCAAGGACCAGUGGAGCGCCGUGGCGAGCAUGCAGGAGAGGCGCAGCACUCUGGGGGCCGCCGUGUUGGGGGAUUUACUGUACGCUGUGGGGGGCUUCAAUGGCAGUAUAGGUCUGUCCACAGUAGAAGCCCACAACCAUAAAACCAACGAGUGGCUCUACGUCGCCUCCAUGAACACCAGACGCAGCAGCGUGGGCGUAGGGGUGGUGCACGGUAAGUUGUACGCAGUCGGAGGCUACGACGGAGCGUCCCGUCAGUGUCUCAGCACAGUGGAGGAGUACGACCCUGUGGCUGAUCAGUGGAGCUACGUAGCAGACAUGAGCACACGCCGCAGUGGAGCAGGUGUCGGUGUGCUGGGGGGCCGGCUGUAUGCAGCCGGAGGACACGACGGCCCCCUGGUGAGGAAGAGCGUCGAGGUGUACGACUCGCAGACCAACACCUGGACACUGGUCUGUGACAUGAACAUGUGCCGACGCAACGCAGGCGUGUGUGCCAUCAACGGGCUGCUGUACGUGAUCGGCGGCGACGACGGCUCCUGCAACCUCUCCUCGGUGGAGUUCUACGACCCGGCGUUGGACAAGUGGAGCCUCAUUCCCACCAACAUGAGCAACGGACGCAGCUACGCAGGAGUUGCAGUGAUUGACAAGCCGCUAUGACCGGGGGAGGGCGGGGCGCCGUGACGUGACGUCUGGAGGCGGCCGGUCACGUGGCGCCCGAGAGGAACCGGCUCCAAACGGGGCGAGGAUGCGGAUCCUGACUCGGAGGACGCCGUUUCACUGGAUGCAAAACAAUGUCCGCGUGGCGGUGGGUUUACGAGUCCUUUUCAAAUGAAAAUGAGGUAACGAGCGGCUGUAUCAGCCGCCACGCGGCGACGACGACGACGACGACGAGGUCAUCGCGGCGUUCGCUUACUGAGGAACUGAAUACUUUCAAACACCAGCUGGCUGCCUUCAGCGGGUUCCUGAGGAGGAGCGAUGUCCCAACCUGCUGCGUACCCACCGACCAUCCCACCAGACGGGCUCUGUAGUCCAGCUGUUGAGCCAAAAUGCCGCAGCUGCCAGAGCGAGUUUGGACCUCGAGAGCCGCCGGACCAUUUAAAGAAUGUAGAACGUCUCUUUAUGCAAAUCCGCUGUGAGGUUUAAUACCCUGGAGGUGGUUUUUAAAGCGGUCGGGGACCACUUGGCGUUGAGUUGACCCACUACUGAUGCACUGACUGAUGCGUGCCGGCAGGCUGCCUGUCUCACUGUCCUGCUGCCCGUCUCACUGUCUGUCCCCCCCCUGCUCCUACUCAAGGGAGGGAAAACGAUCAUUUCAACAAAUUGUAACACAAAUGUGCCAUUCAUAGCGCUCAGAACUCCUGGCGUGUUUUUAUCUCCUCGAAGCAAACAGAAACUGAGCUGAAGCAGGUUCAAGAUUCGUAACAAAGUGAGGUUCUCGUUUCAUUUCUCUGCCUUUUUGUUUCUUUAGCUCCGCCGGGUGGAUUUGUUAUUGGGGGACUGAGAUUCAUACGAGCUGCUCUAUGAAGGAAGCUUUCAGCCUGAAUAUAUUUCACUUCUGCCUACGAUCUUCCACAAAUCAUGGAUGCAACACGUAAAGACCGUGCUGUUCAUGUGUGUUUAACAGUCUCCUGCAUUUUCACUAAUGAAUAAAAUCAGAUCCUUUAAGUUCUAUCCUGUGUGAAGUCAGGACACUUUACAGUCUGACAUUUAACAAUAAUUAAUACUUUUUGGUCAUUUUUGACAGCCACUAAAAUGCAUAAAUGAUUCACUGAGCAAUUUUAAUGGUAUAAAUGUAUUUUAUUUGAACCCUCGUAUCAAUAGUCUGAACCCGUCGGGCAACAAGCAGCGUAUAAAUAACCUUUUAGCGCUGUUGUUUUUUCCCCUCAAGGCCCAUUUAACGUCACCAUGACGCGUUCUAGUGAACGGGGUUAAUGUUGUAUAUUUUAAUGUAUACUGCGGAUGUAGUAAACUUGACAGCUGAUAAUGUAAUAGAUCUGAUCUGAACUUCCUUACGUUCAUGUCGGUUUGUGCACGGCACCUUUUUGCCAAACUUGAGAAACAAAAACAUGAAGCACGUUUCCGCUGCAAGAAAUCCUUUAAAGUGACAAAAGUAAACGAGGUGGAAAUGUAUGUAUUCAAUAUUAAAUUUGAUAAUUUCAUCAUGUUUGCCAAUGUUUUAUAAGCGUUACUGUAUUUUGUGAGUUACGUUUACUUGUUUAGUAAAUCUUUAAUCUGACGUUUGUCACAUGACCUGGAUUAUAGCUGCAACUAGUUAUUCUUAAAGUUCUAGCAUUCCAAGCAAAGUAAAUGCAUAGUACACUAAAGUCCUAAAAUAGUCUUAUUAUUGCAGCUGGUUGUUUUCUUCUCCCGGAGAGGUGUAAUGAUGGCACACAGACAGCUGUUGAUGUGCAUGCAGAUGUUUCAGUGAUUUUCUCAUUUUCAUGGAAACAAAGCUGCACAAUAAAUGAGAAUUAAAACCGAA
Messenger RNA from Gasterosteus aculeatus aculeatus (three-spined stickleback), 3792 nucleotides. RefSeq names its product kelch-like family member 3 (gene klhl3). NCBI's taxonomy places the organism in Eukaryota, Metazoa, Chordata, Actinopteri, Perciformes, Gasterosteidae. The record is from RefSeq and is a predicted model, not a curated record. Gene Ontology annotation, molecular function: protein binding.